Messenger RNA from Budorcas taxicolor (takin), 1053 nucleotides. RefSeq names its product serine and arginine rich splicing factor 9 (gene SRSF9). The transcript is spliced from 4 exons. The record is from RefSeq and is a predicted model, not a curated record. Gene Ontology annotation, cellular component: nucleus; ribonucleoprotein complex; cytoplasm. Gene Ontology annotation, molecular function: mRNA binding. Bases 43 to 708 code for a protein of 221 amino acids. Lineage: Eukaryota; Metazoa; Chordata; Mammalia; Artiodactyla; Bovidae.
GGGACGUGGGCUGCGGCGGGCCCGCGGCGUCGGGCGGUGCGGAUGUCGGGCUGGGCGGACGAGCGCGGCGGCGAGGGCGACGGGCGCAUCUACGUGGGGAACCUUCCGAGCGACGUGCGCGAGAAGGAUCUGGAGGACCUGUUCUACAAGUACGGCCGCAUCAGCGAGAUCGAGCUCAAGAAUCGGCACGGCCUCGUGCCCUUCGCCUUCGUGCGCUUCGAGGACCCCCGAGAUGCUGAGGAUGCAAUUUAUGGAAGGAACGGUUAUGAUUAUGGCCAGUGUCGGCUUCGUGUGGAGUUCCCCAGGACUUACGGAGGUCGGGGUGGGUGGCCCCGCGGUGGGAGGAGUGGGCCUCCUACAAGAAGAUCUGAUUUCCGAGUUCUUGUUUCAGGACUUCCUCCAUCAGGCAGCUGGCAGGACCUGAAAGAUCACAUGCGAGAAGCUGGGGACGUCUGUUACGCAGAUGUGCAGAAAGAUGGAAUGGGGAUGGUUGAGUAUCUCAGAAAAGAAGACAUGGAAUAUGCCCUGCGUAAACUGGAUGAAACCAAAUUCCGCUCUCAUGAGGGUGAAACAUCCUACAUCCGAGUUUAUCCAGAGAGAAGCACCAGCUAUGGCUAUUCACGGUCUCGGUCUGGGUCGAGGGGCCGUGACUCUCCAUACCAAAGCAGGGGUUCCCCACACUACUUCUCUCCUUUCAGACCCUACUGAGACAGGUGGUGGGAAUUUUUUCUUUAUUUUUUAGGUGAACUGAGCUGCUUUGUGCUCAGAAUCUACAUUCCAGAUUGAUGAUUUAGUGUCUUAGGAGAUUUUUUUAAUUUUUUUUUUUUUUUAAGGAAAUAAAGCUACAUAAUUUCUACCAGGGCCAUAUUAGCAGUGAAACAUUUUUAACUGCAGAAAUUGUGGUUUUGGUUCAGAAACGAGUUGUAUAUUUUUCACCCCGAUGAUGGGAAAAAAAUCAGUGCUGUAUCCUUGUGGGUUGCUCUUCUAUGGAGAUCAGCAGUUACUGUGACCGAGUCGGCCCAUUCUGUUUAGAAAUAUAUUUUAAACGUUUAA